AUUUUCUGACCAAUGAUACCUUUGCGUAUGGCGUCCUUAGUUCCAUGUUACUACCCUUCAUAAGUCUGCAUUGACUUUGUUUGAACAAAAUCACACAUCGAAGAAGUUGUUUGUUAGAAGAACGCACAUACAGCAAUCAUGUCUGAGAGAAAGGCCGUCAUUAAGAAUGCCGACAUGGCUGAAGACAUGCAGCAGGACUCCGUAGACUGCGCAACACAAGCUCUUGAGAAAUACAACAUUGAGAAGGACAUCGCCGCCUACAUCAAGAAAGAGUUCGACAAAAAGUACAACCCAACCUGGCAUUGUAUUGUUGGACGUAACUUCGGAAGCUACGUAACACACGAAACCAAGAAUUUCAUCUAUUUCUACCUAGGACAAGUCGCCAUCCUGCUCUUCAAAUCCGGAUAAACAUCACGAAUUGACUGUUUCAUUUCCAUUCGUCCUGAACCAAGAAUCAUUUGAACAGAUGAACAAAAGUGUCCUCAAGUCAUUACUUGGAAUUGAAGUUGACAAUUCUAUAAAACGAGUCAAAAGCAUUAUUAAAUGACCUUUGAGCCACAUUGGCCAGAUGUUAGUGCGACUCAAAGGACGUGUAUUAAAAAACAAUACGUUAUACCUCACGAUGAAAUUGGUGUAACAAUAAUUUUCUCUCUUUUUAUAUGUUUUGUUAAUAUAUUUAUAUGCAUUGUUGAAUAUAAAACACACGUUUACACAUA
Molecule: messenger RNA, 716 nt
Organism: Pecten maximus
Lineage: Eukaryota; Metazoa; Mollusca; Bivalvia; Pectinida; Pectinidae
Product: dynein light chain 2, cytoplasmic-like
Exons: 2
Coding region: 139-408 (89 amino acids)
Biological process (GO): cilium assembly; microtubule-based process
Cellular component (GO): cytoplasmic dynein complex
Molecular function (GO): dynein intermediate chain binding; dynein light intermediate chain binding
Source: RefSeq, a predicted model, not a curated record